CGACUGCCGAAGCCGAAGGAAUGGAACACCAGUUGCUGUGCUGUGAAGUGGAGACCAUCCGGAGAGCUUACCAAGACUCGAACCUGCUCAACGAUAGAGUUUUGCAGACCAUGCUAAAAGCUGAAGACAAUUAUCUCCCAGCAACGAACUACUUCAAAUGUGUACAGAAAGAGAUUGUACCUUGCAUGAGGAGAAUUCUUUCUACAUGGAUGCUGGAGGUUUGUGCAAGAAACACUUUCUAACAGAUACAUAACAUUACAUUUACCGAAACAGAUACAUAACAUGACAUUCACCGAAACAGAUACAUAACAUUACAUUCACCGAAACAGAUACAUAACAUUACAUUCACCGAAACAGAUACAUAACAUUACAUUCACCGAAACAGAUACAUAACAUUGCAUUCACCGAAACAGAUACAUAACAUUACAUUCACCGAAACAUCUCAUAUGUCUAGCCAAUGCCUUUGGAAUAAUAAAAGGCAACAUACGCUACUAGCAUGCGUCUAUAAAGAGUACUUGUCCUGUGUUGGUCAAAGUUGUCUAUAGGCCUACCUUUCAAAUGUGUUUAUUACAUCAUACGUAUUUAUUCACCCAGUUUACCCUUUGGACUACAUUAAGAGGUUGUCUGUGGGACUCAUUGAGCGUCAUUUUACCUGAUACAUGCUGCAAAUGACGCCAAAUAUUCCCAUAUAUUAUAUAUUCAAGGGAACGAACACUUUAGUUUCAUAAUUCUCUAAAUUAAUGUCAAUGUACACGUAUGCAGUCACAAGUGCCAAAAUGCGCCAUCUUUGUUUUCUUGUGGUUUAUAGCACUAUUUUGUGUGUUUAAAAAAGUAAUAACUGUGUCACUGCUGUUUUCGAUAUAGUAGGCUAAUUGACCUCAUAUGCAUUUGGAGCUAUGUUUCUAUUGUUAAGUUACAACUUGAUAAAGCAAACUUACAACUGAACCAUCAAAGUCGAUGUGGGAGUUGCAACGGGUCGACUCUAGUCUAAAUAUGGUUAAUAUCUUCGAUCCCCUUUGAGAGAAUGCAAUGAAGGUGUCAUAUAAUGAAAGAAGAAACAUUGCUUAAAAUUUACAUGAUAAAAAUGUUUUCGUGAUGUGGACGAAUAUAUUUUUUAUUAAUUUCUAAAGUUGCAUGCUGUAAUGAGAUGUGGGCGCAUGCUCCUUGUCCAAUUUAGUGGCUUACAAAAAAAGUUAAUUUUGACCUGUAUUCUUUUAGCUAUUCGGAAUAAGACACUUAUGUCCAAUAAAGUAUACGCCUUAGACUGUUUACAUGCAAUUGUUACAUGCUAAAACAAUUUUCAAAUAUUAAAAACAAUUUUUUGAAAAUAUGACGAACUACAAUUGCUUUCUACGCCAUGUGCUUGCCUUGACGCCACCUUUGUGUCCACGAGUGAAAUAUAAUGUUGUCAAAAUGUUGUAGAUUUAUCCAAAACGUCUUACAUCUGCAUUUACAUUCACAUAAUAUACACUUAUAUGCAUGCAUGUAUGACUCGUGUUAUUGUUUGUUAUUUUUGAUGACUUUGUAGUAGUGAUGGUCGCCGAUAUGUAAAAUCUCUGUUGCAUUUUUCGAUUCGAUAUUGAUAUCAUAUCGGGUUGUAGAAAGUACAGUUCAUACAACUGCUUGCGGAUUGCACAUUGGCCCUGGUGUAAAUGUUCUGGUAGCCUAAACCUACCUAACCAGUUUGAAAACAAAGGGAUCCCAUCCACAGUUGUCGACCCAUCAGCAGGCAAUUAAGUAUGCUUAAGUCAGAGGGUUUUGUGCAUGCCUUAACAGUCAUGUAUGCUUUUUUACAGAACAGUGUAGGUUAGCAGGAACAAUAAACCAAUAUCAUGAUAUGCCUUGCUCAUAUCGAUAUCAAACGAUAUUGAUAUAUUUAAUUAUCAAUAUUGGUGCCCACCACUACUAUGUAGUAGAUAGAAAUAGACCUAUACAGGUAUAGCCUAUAGAUAUGUAACUGAUCUUUCGUUUGGUUUUUGAUUACAGGUCUGUGAGGAACAGAAAUGUGAAGAGGAGGUUUUUCCCCUAGCUAUGAAUUUUUUGGACAGAUAUUUGUCGGUCGAACCCACAAAGAAGACCCGACUACAAUUAUUGGGAGCUACCUGCAUGUUUCUGGCGUCUAAAAUGAAGGAGACCAUUCCUCUAACUGCUGAGAAGUUGUGCAUAUACACUGACAAUUCCAUCCGACCAAUCGAGUUGCUGGUAAUUUCACUUCCUCAUCAUGUUCUCAUUAGUUGUAACCAACACAUGUAUAUUAUGUUAACGAGGAUAUAGUAUAAUAUAGUAUAGUGUAAUAUCCAUAUUAUUACACAGUAUGCCUAUAAUCAGAAAUUUUUUUAUGUGUUCAUUAUAUUCCAUAUAGCCAUGGUUAACUUCUGGAGAUCAAUCAUUUAAAAUGAGAUAAUAACUCAAAUUCUGAAAGAAAUUCUCAAACCAAAUUCCCAUAACAUACUGUAUCAAUGAUUGUAAUGAUAAGUAAUUGGCAAGGUGGCAGAGUGUAGGCCUGUGUGGUGCAUACCCCCCUCUAGUGGUGUGGUGGUGUCUUGAACCCUUGCACAGUGUCUUACUACAGGUUUUGUUUCUCUCUCUCUCUCUUCUCUCUCCCUCUCUCCCUCUCUCUCAUCUACAGCAAAUGGAACUACUAGUAUUGAACAAACUGAAAUGGGAUCUAGCCUCAGUGACCCCACACGAUUUCAUAGACCAUUUCCUCUCCAAACUACCCAUCCAUCAGGACACCGAGCAAAUCCUGCGCAAGCAUGCCCAGACCUUUGUGGCCCUAUGUGCUACAGGUAUGCAUGAUGGGAGCUCCACCACUACCCUGCCUGUCUGUUGUUACAGUUGUAGGAUCGGUAGAGGGGGUAGAGGGGGUUUGGGCUGGAGGAAGAGGGGGUUUGGGCUGGAGGUGAAGGGGGUAGGGAGUGGAACACUAGAGAGUGUGAAAGCAUGUUGAAGAUCCUGUAUGUGCUAUUUGUGAUGAGUAAUACUUCUAAGGAAGGUAUUUAACUAUACUGAACAAAAAUAUAAGUGCAACAUGCAACAAUUUCAAAUAUUUUACUGAGUUACAUUUCAUAUAAGGAAGUCAGUCAAUUGAAAUACAUUUGUUGGGCCCUAAUCUAUGGAUUUCACAUGACUGGGAAUACAGAUAUGCAUCUGUUGGUCACAGACACAUCAAAAAAAAGUAAGGGCGUGGAUCAGAAAACCAGUCUGGUGUGACCACCAUUUGCCUCAUGCAGCACGAAACUUCUCCUUCCCAUAGAGUGGAUCAGGCUGUUGAUUGUUGUCUGUGGAAUGUUGUCACACUCCUCUUCAAUGGCUGUGCGAAGUUGCUGGAUAUUGGCAGGAACUGGAACACGCUGUCGUACACAUCGAUCCAGAGCAUCCCAAACAUGCUCAAUGGAUGACAUGUCUGUUGAGUAUGCAGGCCAUGGAAGAACUGGAACAUUUUCAGCUUCCAGGAAUUGUGUACAGAUCCUUGUGACAUGGGGCUGUGCAUUAUCAUGCUGAAACAUGAGGUGAUGGCGGCGGAUGAAUGGCACGACAAUGGGCCUCAGGAUUUCAUCACGGUGUCUCUGUACAUUCAAAUUGCCAUUGAUCAAAUGCAAUUGUGUUCGUUGUCCGUAGCUUAUGCCUGCCCAUACCAUAACCCCACCGCCAUGAUGGGGCACUCUUGUUCACAACGUUGACAUCAGCAAACCGCUUGCCCACACGUGGUCUGCGGUUGUGAGGCCAGUUGGACGUACUGCCAAAUUCUCUAAAACGACGUUGGAGGCGGCUUAUGGUAGAGAAAUAAACAUUCAAUUCUCUGGCAACAGCUCUGGUGUACAUUCCUGCAGUCAGCAUGCCAAUUGCACGCUCCUUCAAAACUUGAGACAUCUGUGGCAUUGUGUUGUGUGGCAAAACUGCACAUUUUAGAGUAGCCUUUUAUUGUCCCCAGCACAAGGUGCACCUGUGUAAUGAGCAUGCUGUUUAAUCAGCUUCUUGAUAUGCCACACCUGUCAGGUGGAUGGAUUAUCUUGGCAAAGGAGAAAAUGCUCACUAACAGGGAUGUAAGCAAAUUUGUGUACAACAUUUGAGGGAAAUAAGCUUUUUGUGCGUAUGGAACAUUUCUGGGACCUUUUAUUUCAGCUCAUGAAAACAUGCUACCAACACUUUACAUGUUGCGUUUAUAUUCUUGUUCAGUGUAGUUUUGAACUGCUGCCACAUUGUUGUUGUCCGAGGUGUUUCGAUAGGCUUUGAUACACCUCUGUGAAAUACACCUCUGUGAAAUACACCUCUGUGAAAUAUAUUUACUUCCUUCGUCUUGCCACCAAUAGAAGAGAUGAUCCCCUUUUUUAUAUCUCUCCUUUUUUCUGAGAUUGUGGAGUCACCUGCUUUAUAUAGUUCCUUAAGGACAGCUACUGGCUGGCAUUCCUACAUUUAACUAAAAUGUAAAAUGAUUUAACCUAAAGGGUUUCAAGCAUUUAUUUCCUUUCUCUUUUAGGGGAGCCAAUGAUUGGGUAGAUUUAGUGAGGAUAUGAUUGGGUAGAUCUAGUGAGGAUAUGGUCCCCGAUGAUGGCUCUCUGGCUUGCCUUUAUGCCAGUGUCAAAUUAAAUUAAUCUCACAGCGCUCCCUCAAUCCUCGUCUCUAAACUCUUUGUGGUGCAGGCUCUUGUAAUGGGAGCUCAGUCACAGUGAUGCCCCAUACUCUUUGCAUGGGCUGGUGGGUUUAAAGGGGGCUUGUCUCCUAGACUGGGAGGCCCCCUAAUUAAUAUGGUCAAAUUAAUGGUCUGAGCCUGGUGAUUAGACCUGUUGUUUCACACAAUGUGCCACGCCUGAGGAGUCCCUCUGGGUGUGUGUGUGUGUGUGUGAGCACCCCUGCCUGGAGUAGAUGUAUUGUCUCUUUAACCACUUAAAAAUAGGAAGUGAGACAUGAUCUUUCCAGAGAGGUGUCCCAGCAGAGCUAGUUGAAGGGUGAUUUAUUGCAUAGUGAGGCUGUGGAGAAGAGGAGAGAAAGGGGGUUUGGGCUGGAGGUAGAGGGGUAGAGGGGGUUUGGGCUGGAGGUUGAGGGGUUGAGGGGGUUUGGGCUGGAGGUAGAGGGGGUUUGGGCUGGAGGUAGGGGUUGAGGGGGUUUUGGGCUGGAGGUGAGGGGUUAGAGGGGGUUUGGGCUGGAGGUGAGGGGGUUUGGGCUGGAGGUAGGGUAGAGGGGUAGAGGCAUGUUUGGGCUGGAGGUAGAGGGGUAGAGGCAUGUUUGGGCUGGAGGUAGAGGGGUAGAGGGGCAUGUUUGGGCUGGAGGUAGAGGGGUAGAGGGGUUUCUGAGUAGAGGGGGUGUUUGGGCUGGAGGUAGAGGGGUAGAGGCAUGUUUGGGCUGGAGGUAGAAGGGGUAGGGCAUGUUUGGGCUGGAGGUGAGGGUAGAGGGGGUUUGGGCUGGAGGUAGAGGGGGUGGGGGGGUAGAAGCAUGUUUGGGGUGGAGGGGUAGAGGGGGUUUGGGCUGGAGGUAGAGGGGGUAAAGGGGGUUUGGGCUGGAGGUAGGGGUUAGAGGGGGUUUGGGCUGGAGGUGUAUAGGGUAGAGGGGGUUUAGAGGAGAAUACAUCUGCAUGAGCUUGUCUCUCUUUCUUUCUCUCUGUGUGAUUAUUAAGCAGCUCUUGGGCUGAAUAGAUAAUUCAUCACCAACAUGAAAAAUUUAUGCACUCACUAACUGUAAGUCGCUCUGGAUAAGAGCGUCUACUAAAUGACUAAAAUGUAAAUGUUAAACAUAAUUAUUCCAACAAGUGCAAAACAUUUCCCCUCUUAUUUUAAUGACAUGUUUUAUCUACUCUUUAAUCUUACCUAAUGUUCUGUAUGCAUGUCAAUUUACUCUCUAAGAUGAUGGAGAGAGGAGAACUGGACAACAGAGAGGAGAGGGAGGAGGGCCAGAGAGAGAGAGGGGUUAGAGAAGGCAGAAGAGAGGCAGGAAGAGGAGGGAGAAGGGAUGAUGAGAGGAGAGGAGAGGAGGGAGGCCAGAAAGAGGAGGCCAGAAGGGGGGACAGAGAGAGGGGGAGAAGGCCAAAGAGAGGAGGGGAAGAAGAGGGGGAAGAGACGAGGGGGAUAGAGAGAGGGGGAUAGAGAGAAGGGGGGAAAGAGAGGGAGAGAGAGGGGGAUCAGAGGAUGACCAGAGGGGGAGGGGAAAGGAAUAGAAACCAAGAGGGGGUAGAGUGAGGGAGGAAGACCGAUGAGUGAGGAAUUCCGUAAGAGAAGAGGCUGAUGAGCAAAAAAGAAGAGGGGGAAAGAGAUGAGGGGAGAGUGAUGGAGGGAUCCAGAGCGAAGGGGGAAGAGGAGAGUGGGGACAGCAGUAGAGGGGAAUGAAUGGAUAGAGGGGAAGGAAGAUAGGGUGAAGUAGAGACGGAACAGAGAGGAGGGGGAUAGAGAAGAGGGGGGACAGAGAGAGGGGGAUAGAGUAGGAGAGGUGGGGAUGAGAGGAGGGCUGAUAGAUAAAGGGGGAAGAGUAGAGGGGACUGGUUAAGAAUGGUAUAGAUAUAGGGUGGUAUGAGUUAGAAGGAGUGGAGUAUGGGGAAAGGGUCUUGUGUUUGUUGUAAAAAGGGCGAGCCUAUCAUGAUACUGGACACUACAAGCGUUUACAGUUCAAUCGUAGCAGCAGUGUCAUCCCCCUUUCCAAAUCCUAUGUCAGCAUCACGUGUCACUUUAGAACUUUAAAUGCCUCUGUUCUGAUUCUGCAUGGAAGAAAGCCGAUGUUUCCCUCUCUAGCCUUGCAAUUAUCUGGUUUUGCACAUUAAAACUGCCAUCCGUAUACCUCAUGUCUCACCACAACCUUCCUCCUCCCCUCCUCUCUUCCCCCCUCCGCUCCAUGAGUGGUGAUGCAUGGCACGUGCGAAGCAUGGAUUCGAAGCAUAGGACUGAUCCCACUUGACCAUCUUGCAUCUCUGGUCUACUGUUGUCUCACUUUCCUGUGUUCACUCUGCUCCCUUACAGAUCAGCUCAACUGGCCUCCGUCUCCUCGCCCCCUCCUUCCUCGCUCACGCCUUGAAGCAGCGGGUCUACCUAACGGCCAGAAAGAUCGUCGGUCAUGUGAAGGUUUUUAGGAUCAAGACUGCAGGGUCUGCUUCGCGAAUCUUAGGCUGACUGGAUCAGAGAUUAGAUCCUCUGCGCUCUCAUUCUCUAGUUCUCUCCUAUCUCCUACUACUUCUCUCUAUCUCUCUCUCUCCUCUCUUCUCUCUCUCUCUCUCUCUCUCUCUCUACACCAGAUGUCAAAUUCAUUGCCAACCCUCCGUCAAUGAUCGCAGCGGGCCAGUGUGGCGGCUGCUGUCCAGGGGCUGCAUCUGAAGAUGGACGAUGCAAUGUCAUCCCAGCAACUCACUCACUUCCUGUCCCAAGUCAUCAGAAGUGACCCGGUACGCGAGAACAACCCAGUCUCAUGCAAAAAAAAUCAAAGGCUAAUAACUUAGUGUUGUUAGUAAUAGAAUAACUUCUGAAUUCUUCCUCGCCCACUGGUCUGGCUCUAGUUUCUACAGGCCUCUUUGAUCCAGGUAAUAAGAACCGUAAUCAUUAGAAUGAGGUCCCUGGGGCACUCCUUCCCCCACCUGAUUGAGGGUCUGGCCCUCUUAUCCUUGGCCCAGUGAAUUGCUUUAGCUCCUAUUGUUUUGGGGCCAGGAAUGGGUGCUAGCAGAUUGGGUUUCCAGUCAUUCUGGAUGAAUUGUCUUCCUCCUAAUCCUGGCAUAGUCACAGCCCUUCCCACUAGAGUACCACUCUGCCCUUGUGGUUCUGUGUGCUACCACAACUCCUUAAAGCCUACACAGUAUAUCAUUGGUACCAUUGUCAUACCAUUCUAAUACUGUAUACAGAUGUAGAAUCUUAAUUUGAGCCAGUUUGCUACAGCAGGAAAAUAAUCCUGCAGCAACAGGAAAUGUGAAUUAUUAUGUGGAUUAUAAUUCAUGGAUAUCUUUUAUAGGGGUUGAUACAUUUUACGUUAGGGCAAAUCAAGUCUGACAUUUUAAAGUGGAAAUUACAAGUUUGCAUUUCCUGCUGUGCAGGCAAAUUCUCAACAACAAAAGAGUGAUCAAAUUAAGAUCCUACAUCUGUAUUUUUCAGAUUGUUUUGAAGAUUUUUGUUAUAAGGCAGGCAACAAUCUGUUAGUCAAAUGUCCAUGACUGUAAGUGACGCUCAUUGCUGAGAGACCGUCUAACACUAGUCCAUAUCUCAUCACUAACGAUGUGUCUCCCUCUGCAGGACUGUCUACGGGCGUGUCAAGAACAGAUCGAAUCCUUAUUGGAGACCAGUCUCCGUCAGGCACAGCGACACACUGUUUCCGCAGAAACCAAGAGCAUGGAAAAGGAGGUCAACCUCUCGUGCACGCCAACGGACGUGAGAGAUGUGAACAUC
This is a messenger RNA of Coregonus sp. 'balchen', 8351 nucleotides long. The record is from the annotation of a GenBank genome assembly. NCBI's taxonomy places the organism in Eukaryota, Metazoa, Chordata, Actinopteri, Salmoniformes, Salmonidae.